CUACCACCACUAAGCAAGAAAUGACCGCCGUAGCUACCACUAAGCAAGAAAUGACCGCCGUAGCUACCACCAUUAACACUACUGAACAAAAAACUAACUGCCAGAACUACCACCAACGAACAUA
This is a messenger RNA of Racocetra fulgida, 124 nucleotides long. NCBI's taxonomy places the organism in Eukaryota, Fungi, Glomeromycota, Glomeromycetes, Diversisporales, Gigasporaceae. The record is from the annotation of a GenBank genome assembly.